Molecule: messenger RNA, 645 nt
Organism: Ramularia collo-cygni
Lineage: Eukaryota; Fungi; Ascomycota; Dothideomycetes; Mycosphaerellales; Mycosphaerellaceae
Exons: 1
Coding region: 1-645 (214 amino acids)
Source: RefSeq, a predicted model, not a curated record
AUGGCUUCUGUAUGCGCGCUCGCUCCACAGGCCGACAGCCACUUCCGCUUUCUUGAUCUCUCGCCCGAACUCAGAAACCAGAUCUACAGAUAUUGCCUCACUGAUUCCGAGGUCCUCGCGGUCAGAAGCGGUGCUUCUCUCAAUCCACCCCAACGACGCUGGUACAUUCUGAGAGCACCUCCACUCACUCAACCCGUCCUCUCUACAAAUCUUCUCGCCACUUGCAAGAAGAUUCAUGACGAAGCGACCCCAAUCCUCUACGGCUCCAACACCUUCGAGGUGGACAGCUACGAGACUGGCCACCCACUCUUCGUCUCAUGGACCGAGACUAUUGCCGCUUCCAUUUCUCUCGUCCGCAAUGUGCGAGUCGGCGGUAUUACCAAUCGAAGCGUCGCGGUGGAGAAUCUACGCGGCUUGCACGCUGCAACAUCAUUACAGAGUCUGGUUGUCCUUGGAGACUUUAGGCUGACCUUUUGUACCGCUAGUACGAUCGCUAAAGCUUUGCUGCCGCUUAUGCUUCGUCUGCAUCGAUGUCGUAAGGAUACCGGUCUGAAGGGCGCGUUUGAUGUUCUUGAUCUUAGUUUGCUGCCUGAGGCGGUUGUGGAGAAGGUCAUGGCUAUUCUCAAGCAGCGUUUGAAGUGUUGA